Molecule: messenger RNA, 258 nt
Organism: Geodia barretti
Lineage: Eukaryota; Metazoa; Porifera; Demospongiae; Tetractinellida; Geodiidae
Source: the annotation of a GenBank genome assembly
AUGACCCGUAUGACCCCCAGCGAGGCGUUUGUGGAGACGAUGGUGGCCCAUGGCGUCGACACCAUUUUCGGCAUCAUGGGGAGCGCGUUCAUGGACGCCAUGGACAUCUUCGAGCCGGCCGGCAUCGAGCUUGUGCCGGUGGUCCAUGAGCAGGGCGCGGCCCACAUGGCCGUACGGGUUUCAGCCGGGUGUCGGCCCCACGCGUGGUCAUCGGCCAUAACGGCCCGGCAUCUCCAACUGCUGUCAAAACCGCCAUAG